This is a messenger RNA of Plasmodium fragile, 2904 nucleotides long. RefSeq lists its product as uncharacterized. The coding region runs from base 1 to 2904 and encodes 967 amino acids. Lineage: Eukaryota; Apicomplexa; Aconoidasida; Haemosporida; Plasmodiidae. The transcript has a single exon. The record is from RefSeq and is a predicted model, not a curated record. Gene Ontology annotation, biological process: phospholipid transport.
AUGAAGCUUGUAGAGUUUAGAGUAACUAUGCCUCUGUCCAUGGAGGAGUAUAAUUUGUGUCAGCGUUACCUGCUAGCAAAAAUGACUUGCGAAGAUGCAGACAAUGCAAUAACAGGAAUGGGGUGCAAUAACAGAACGGAUGGAAAGAGUCUAGUGCUGUUUAAAAAAGGGAAAGCUGAAGAUGAGAAUGGGGAGACAGUAGAUUACACAUUCAAAAGAAUGAAUCUUGUAAAUAAGGUACCUAAAUGGUUACAAAAUUUUGUGGACCCUAAUUAUUGCCUGAUAGACGAGAAGUCAUGGAACAAUCACCCCAAGUUAAGGACUGUGUAUGAAGCUCGUGGUUUUCCUAGGGCACGUGUUGAGGUAGAUUCAACUUUUCGUCCUGGUCACAACACAGAGGAUAAUGUCUUUAACCUUUCAGAUGAAGUAUUGGCUGAAAGAAAAGUUAUUUUAGUCGACAUAGUAAAGGAUAGCGCGUACUGCAGGGAGUACUACCCUGAAGAGGACCCCACACUUUACUAUAGUGAAAAGGCACAAAGAGGAAAGCUAGAUGAUAAUUGGAUUGAAAAAAGCAAAGUGCUUAUAACAUGUUAUAAACUCUUCCAUAUUGACAUUCCCUACUUUGGAGUGUUUUGUUCUAAGUUAGAAAAUUGGAUCGUGAGUGCUAUUAAGGAGAGCUUGGUGAAAUAUCACCGUAAGUCCUUCUGUUGGAUUGACGAAUGGGUUGACUUAUCUGAAGAGCAAAUACAUAAGUUUGAAGAAGAAAUAAUAGAAAGGAUAGAAAAUUUUUGGAAGGAGAUAGGACUAGAUGUGGAGACAGAUUCAACUUUGGCUGUUCAAUAUAUGGCUGAACGACAAGCUCGUGGUAUAUACCCACAAGUUUCUUAUACCUGUCUCCAUGGUGAUAACAGUAGUAAAAAUUGCAAUUCUAGCGAUAGUACCAAGAGUGAUUCUUCCUCUGCUUCCUCCUCAAAAUGUUGUGCGAAAAGUGGUAAAGACAAUGGUACUACAACGCUUUAUCAUGCGAACGUUACUAAAGCUCAGUUGAAGAAAUGCUCGCAGCUCAAAUCGGUGAAGAAGGGAAGAAACGGUAAGAAGAAGAGGAAAAAGGUAAAGGGCGGAGAAGAGGGUAAAAAAUGUAAAAAGUGCGCCAAGUCGAAGGGAAACGUAAAACAACAACAAGAACAGGGACAAGUAAAUGGAGAGGAGAAACAGGCCGGAGAGCGAGAACAACAGAAGCUUGAUUCAUGUCAACGUCAGGGUAACCACACAGAAGAAGGAGUAUGUUCGAAACUCAGAGGACCUGAUGCAGCAACGAAUGACAUGGAAGGUGAUGUGGAGAAAUUACAAUCGGGAGAAGAAACACCGACAACCGAUUCGCACACGUUGCAUGAGGACGAGGAAGAGGAUGAACAGGGGGAGGAGGACGAGGACGAGGACGGAAGCAGCGGCGAUGAUGAUGAUGAGGAUGACGAUGAGGACGACGACGAUGAGGAUGGUGAGGAGGACGAAGACAGCAGUGAACACGUGGACCAUGAAGAACAUCCCACGAGUAGAAAAAAGUCCAGCGCUAGUAAAUCGAUCAAGGGCAACAGCUCAAAGGGACAGACGAACAGGACAAAUUCCAAGCACUCCGUAUCCUCAAGUACAGACCAAGAGAAAAACGUGGAGGAGGUAGAAGAAGAAAUAGAAGAAAGCGAAAUACUCGCUACAUCCAGUGAUGCAAAUAUUAGAAGCCGCAUUUUGCGGGAGGUGCAUCAUGUGGACGAGGAUAUUCUUCUAAGCGAGGAGCCGCAGCAGCACGGGAAGGAGAAAGAAGGAGAGGUAGUAACCCCCAUGGCAGGAGUAACAAAUGACCGUGAUAGUAUCGUGCAGAAGAACUUAAACAAGGGUGUGGUUAAAAAGGGCAUACAACCCCAUGAUGGUAUGGUGCUGCAUGCAGAGUAUUUACGCGAAGAGGAUGAAGAAGGGGAUGGUCUAUGGAAGUUAAACCACGUCUUCAUUAGCAGAAAUAAAAUAAGUUUUGAGGAGGAAGGAAUAAUGAUCCCCUGGUCAAGGAAACAAUAUCUGAAGAGUCUGAAUGUAAUGAGGAUGGGGAAAUUUAAAGGGCGUGAUGAUGUACUUGUGAGAAACGGCUUGCCCAGCAGGAUGAAAAUGUUAAAUAAUGAAAAGAGAGUGCAAAUGAAUAAGUGUAAGAUGACUGAUGCGGAGAAUAAUGGUGAAGGAGGAAAUGAUCUCUUUGCCCCAAUUGAUUUAGAUAGUUUUUACGGACUCCAAGGGGAAGGAAGACGGGAAAGUACCUUCUGGAAUGAACAUUCAGCACAACAUAAUGAUGCGGGGGCCAUUUUAAAAUCGUUUAAUGUGGUUAAGAAUAGCAUGAAGGAAAAACAAAUGAUGAACCAGUACGCACAUCAUAUAGGGGGUGCACACAAUUACAGGAGAAACGUGAGACGCAAUGAUAGCAACAUAUCUCUGUCCCUCUUUUAUGUAAUCACAAUGAUGUCUUUUGUAUAUAUAUUCAUGUCGAUUUAUAAAAGGUUUAAGUCUCUUUUUUACGUGCUCUUGUGUGCAUUUAUAUGCGCAUGUGCAUUCUUGUACCAUGAGUACUGGAAUCACUCCUGCCUACACCGUGGUAUUAAUUACAAAUUUUCCAUGACCACACCAGCGAGCAUUAACCCAGUGACAUCCCUCCUGGCUACUGAGAAGAAACAAGACCCCCGAGAAGAGUUUUAUAAGAACCUCUACAAUAGCGUUUACAAUAACCUGUACGAGCUGAACAAGUCAACCCUGAACUUUGCUUCCAAGUCCCUCAAUGUACAAUUUCAGAGCUCCAUUUUUAGCAACCUGAAUGAAAUGUUUCCCCCCAGGAAUGUGCAGGAUUCUCCAUACAUGGACGACUUAUAG